Molecule: messenger RNA, 2152 nt
Organism: Spirometra erinaceieuropaei
Lineage: Eukaryota; Metazoa; Platyhelminthes; Cestoda; Diphyllobothriidea; Diphyllobothriidae
Source: the annotation of a GenBank genome assembly
AUGGGCAUCGUCGAGACGAGGCUCCGCAGGAAGCCAAGGUAAGUGAGCCCCCCAGAUAGGCGAACGUUGCACUGCAGUCCCGUUGUCGGCUCUCUGUCUGUUUGUCUGUAUUUGUCCUUGUUGUAAGCUAUUUACCGCUUUGUUGGAUUUCCUGUAUUGCCUUUGCUUCAGUUUUCCUCUCCUGCUUGCUUUUGUCUGCUUGUCCGUGUCCGUCCCUACUUCUGUUGAAUACGCCAACUCGCCAUUCCUACGUCGCCAUGCAGUAAAAUUAGACAACUAAUGGCAAAGCAAUGCUUCCCGUAUCUCUACCCUUUGACUUACGCGUCGUCGUACGCAGUCCUAGGCUAUCUCGGGUUGUUCUCUCAGUAAACCAAGUCGUGGCACAUAGUGGAGUUCGACAGCCGUCUGGGAUAGCCGGACAGCCCUAUUCAGGGAGAGCACUGCCUACUCCCGCGCGAGUGGGAAGUGGCCAGAAAAGGUGCCCUAAACAAAUGCUGUGGAACUACGCCGUCUGCAGGCUGACCGUGGUUGCAGACGUUAAACUCAUAGUCGAAACAACAAAAAUCGAAACAACGUUCUCUCCUCCUUCUCCUCCUCCUCCUCCUCCUCCUCCUCCUCCUCCUCCUCCUCCCGCCAUCCCGCUCGUCACACUAGUAGGGUGAGUCCGCUCACUCUGGCAGCCUGUGUCCGAGAAGAUGGUGUUGACAUGUGUCUGGUAUGUCCACGCCUGAUGUAAUCAGAGGGGAAUGUCUUCGUCCCAGUGAUGACCCUCCCCCUCCAUAAAGAACCCCACACUUCCCUUGGGUAGGUUAAUGCUUCACUGCGUCCAGUGACACUAUCGUUGGGCCAAAUUGGCGAGUUAUCGUCGUAUCAUCGGCAAUGGAAGUUGAAAUCGAUAACUUUGAUAGGCAUGUGGUGACACAUUGACCGCGACUGCCUAUGGCUGCGGAGCAUUGUUGGAACCACGGCAGAGCUUGAUCGAUUAACCGAACAUUCGACAGUCGCCACAGAGACCCGAGUGCACACACACGCACACACACCAGGCGACAUAUGUGCACCCCGGAGCGUGUGUAACUGCGUGCACUCUGGUCAUUCAGGCGAAUAUGUGUCCGUUAACUUGGUUGAUAAACCUGGUCAACUGGUGCACCGCAUCCUGUCAUGAUAACCGGUGGAUCAGUUAUCGUGAUAACAUCUUGGUGCACACUGACAUUGUUUAGGUAGUUAUUAACCCAUCUGCUGAUGCUUUGGCUUGUUGGGUUUGUACCGGUCUGCAAGAGUUUCCGUCGUCCAGAAUGACUUCAUCUCUCUAAAUCUGAUCUUCUCGGAAAAUUCCGAUGUUAUUUUAGCUGAGAGUAUGCUACGACGUCUACGCUCCGCCGAUGACCAGCCCUGACGCCGCAAGGGGCACAUUUUACGAGGACCUGCAUGUCCUACUGGCGACUGUGUCGAAGGCGAGUAAGUUGAUUGUCCUUGGUGACUUCAACGCUUGCGUCGGUGCAGAUCAUGCUACUUAAAGAGAAGUGCUGGGUCUCCAUGGUCUCAGCGGCUCCAACGACAACGGCCUGCUACUUCUCCGCACCUGCGAGAGAAGGCCACCUGAAUUCACCCUCGAUCGCGUCAACGGCACCUGCUGGACUAUGUCCUCGUCCGGAGGCGAGACCAGUGGGACUUGUUGGUGACAAAGGCGAUUCCGGGUGUCGACAGGUGAACCGAUCAUCGUCUCGUCAUCUCGAAGGUGCGGAUUCGCCUACAGCCUUGCAGGAGACCCCAGGGUAAGCGAUCCCUAGGUAAGCUGAAUAUUGCUUUGUUGUCCUUGCCUGCUCACCAUGUCCAUUUAGGUAGCGAGCUAGAUCAACGGCUAUACUACCUACCAGUCGCUGAUGCCGUCGCCUGCAUGGAGAACCGAUGGUGUCAGCUGCGGUACACAGUCCAGUCGACGGCCUUGGCCGUCCUCGGUAGCGCACGUCGCCAGCACCAGAAUGGAUUUACCUCCAUAACUCCGGUCUUCUCGGCAAAUUCCGAUGUUAUUUUUGACCGACAGUAUGCCAGUUGCCUCGUUGGAAUAACAGUAAACGAACAUAUGGCAGAAAUACGAAUUUCCUCAGUGGCUCUCACAGAUUCCGUUAAUUGCCGAGUCUAUCUGCCCUAUUGA